Pseudoliparis swirei is the source of this 1238-nucleotide messenger RNA. RefSeq names its product collagen alpha-1(X) chain-like. Lineage: Eukaryota; Metazoa; Chordata; Actinopteri; Perciformes; Liparidae. Bases 130 to 813 code for a protein of 227 amino acids. The record is from RefSeq and is a predicted model, not a curated record. Gene Ontology annotation, molecular function: protein binding. The transcript is spliced from 3 exons.
AUAAGAAAGCCAGUUAUGUAAUGGGAUGUUAACAGUUAACAGAUCAUCCAUCAAAUAAAGCAGCCCGAGUCACAUCAAUCAGAGUUGAGGUGACUGAGUGAUCUUGAAUAAACUCGGAUUGUAUUCAACAUGAAUUUUGCCAUUUUCUUGUUCGUUUUGCCUUUUUGCGGCUUGACUUUGGCCCAGAAAUUGAACGAUACCAUUGUCGUGGAGAAUAUAAUUGAAACACAAUCAUGCGAUCCUGUCAUAUGUGUUUUCCUGAAAGAGUUUAGUGCCAUGACAGAAAAGAUGAGAGCUAUGGAAACCAGACUGAAGGACAGUGAAACCAGAUUAACAGAGAGUGAAACCCAGAUUCUUGAACUGCAGAACAAAGAAAGAACCACGGUGGUGUUCAGCGCAGCACUUGGAGGAGAAGAUAGACACAUUGGACCCUUCAACACAAUCAUAACUUUAAUCUACAGAAGAGUGAUAACAAAUAUUGAUAAUGCCUACAAUCCAUCCACAGAAAGUGACCACACUGUAAUUUUCACAAGUAUCUUCACUGCGCCCAUAGCAGGCGUUUACUACUUCACCUUCUAUUAUCAUUCUGCAAUGUUUCACCCAGUAGAUCUAAACCUCUACAAGAAUGACCAGUUUCUCGCAAAGUCCCAUGACCAUGAGGCAUUGCAAGACAGGGCCGACAACGGAGGCAACGCAGUGUUUGCGCAGCUGCAGCAGGGGGACCAGGUGUUCGUGCGCAUGAGUGCUCAUACACAUGUUUGGGCAAACAAUGUAUCUACCACCUUCAGCGGUUUCUUGGUCAAUGAAGUUUGAGAAAAAGGGAAGGCGAUUAAUUUGUCAUCAUUAUUACGGCGUAAAGUUUAAGACUUAAACGUGCAGUGUGUAGGAUUUGUUAGUAUCUAGUGAUGAGUAGGAACAGGAAAAAGUCAGAGCUUGUAGCAACCGUGCUAUGAGGUUAGAUGAUGCUGGAAAUAAUCUAAAUUAAUAACAGCUAAUCUGUGAGUUUAGGUUCUCUCCUUUUUAUCUUUUUGCAUCUCCGACGCAGACUAUGAUGUUUAGCUUUUGCAUGUGUGCUUUUAAUUAAAAAUAAAAAGUAAGAAUGCAAAAGCGGUGUACACGUUUGCUAACUUUCUUUAUGAAGCCAAUUAAAUAUCUGGGUCCAUUAUUUGCAUCAUUCACAAACGACAGAAUUCCACAGAUGGGUAAACAUUAUUAUAAUGUUAAUUUCUAGCCACAAU